AUGGCCGUCAACAUUCCCACGUCGUUACUGCUGAUCUUCUCUGCAGCGUUGCAGGCUGUAGUCUUGGUUGCAGCAGCUCCCCAGUAUUCCCCCGUCGAUGGCUUCAAUCCAGCCUUUCUCUGCUUCACGCUCCUCAACUUUGCACUAUGGUUCUUCUAUCUGGUAUUCAUUUAUCCCAAUUUCGUCAGCCCGCUUCGAGAUCUGCCAAUGGCCAAGGGCGCUUUACCCAUCAUCGGCCACGCCUGGUCCCAGUUCAAGGCUCCGCGAGGAGGCGACUAUCAGAGAUUUACCCGCGAAGUUCCCAAUGACGGCCUCAUUCGCCUCAAGGGAUUCUUGAAUGCCGAUCAAGUAUUGGUGACGAGUCCCAAGGCACUGGCCGAGAUCCUCGUCACCCGAUCGUACGACUUCCCCAAACCUGACAAGGACCGUGCCUUUCUCCGUCAGUUGAUCGGGGACGGCCUGGUCGUGGCCGAGGGCGAGCAGCACAAACACCAGCGCAAGCACAGCAUGCCCAGCUUCGCUUUCCGACAGAUCAAACUGCUGUACAAUGUGUUUUGGGAGAAGUCCGUCAAGAUGACUCAGGUGAUCGAUGCCGAGGCCUUUGGGCCAGAUCGUGGCCACGGAGGCGCCGAGAACCUGCCGCCUGGGGCGAUUGAUAUUGAGUAUUACGCACCGAAAACAACGUUGGACAUCAUCGGCGUGGCAGGCCUGGGCCGAAAUUUCAACACGUUAGGCAAUUCGGACGACGAGAUGGUCAAAUUGUAUGACCAGCUGGUCCAUCCUUCCGUGGGCCGGCAAAUCCACGCGGCAGUGGCCUUGCUCGUUAGCAACAAGCUUGCAUCUUUGCUCUGUCGUCCCGUCGCUCACCAAUACGAUAGCCUCAAUGCCCAAUUGAGACUUAUAUGCAGGCAGUUUGUGCGAGAAAAGCGGGAAAGGAUGAAGGGUUCACCAAACCAAUCCAUUGAUACCCUUGCCUCGCUGAUCAAGGCAAACAUAUUCUCGGAUGACGAGCUCGUAGACCAACUUUUGACCAUCAUAGCAGCUGGCCAUGAAACAACCUCCUCGAGUUUCACAUGGGUAACAUAUCUUCUUGCGCUUCAUCCCGAUAUCCAGUCCCGCCUCCGCGCAGAGAUUCACGCUGCAAUCCCGAAUGGAUUCUCCACUGUUGAUCCCCAGGAUACGACCAUAGCCUCGGUGCUUGAAUCGCUGCCCCUCCUCAACGGCGUGUGCAGCGAAAGCCUCCGCGUCUUGCCAGCUGUGCCGGUCACGAUGAGAACAACUAAGCGAGACACUACCUUGAUAGGCCACCCAGUUGCCGCAGGCACCAAGUUCAUCAUGGCGCCGUGGGCAGUCAACAACGAUCCUGAAUUAUGGGGUCCCGAUGCCCAAGAGUUCCGGCCGGAGAGAUGGAUUGACCCCGAAACCGGAAAGCCGAACCAGACGGGCGGCGCGUCGACCAACUAUGCAAUCCUAACAUUCCUCCACGGACAGCGAAGUUGUAUUGGGCAGAACUUUGCACGGGCAGAGCUGAGGGCACUGGUGGCGGCAUUUGUUGGAGCCUUUGAAUGGGCUCUGCUCCACCCAGAGGAAGAAGUGGUUCCUGCCGGCGUCGUGACAUCGAAACCAAGAGAUGGUCUCGUGGUGACGCUCAAGAGGGUAAAGCCAUGGUAG
This is a messenger RNA of Fonsecaea nubica, 1671 nucleotides long. RefSeq lists its product as hypothetical. Lineage: Eukaryota; Fungi; Ascomycota; Eurotiomycetes; Chaetothyriales; Herpotrichiellaceae. The record is from RefSeq and is a predicted model, not a curated record. Gene Ontology annotation, molecular function: heme binding; oxidoreductase activity, acting on paired donors, with incorporation or reduction of molecular oxygen; monooxygenase activity. Bases 1 to 1671 code for a protein of 556 amino acids. The transcript has 3 exons.